CGGCACCCUCUGAUUACUAGAGAAAUAAAAAAAAAACGUUUAUUUGCAGUCUGACCAGAGCGACUUUUUAAAUAUAUUGGUUCAAUUGAAUAGCCGCGAUAAUAGGAUCUGGGGCGUAUUCAUUACGGAAACCGUUUACCGUUUAGAAAUCAAACGGAAGCAAAGAACAAACGGAACGAAACAGGGAAGGACCUAACUGAAUUUGACCAAUAUAAACUCUCGUCUGCGUUUUCCGUUUGGAGUAAACGGUUUGGAACAGAAUCUGCAUAAUGAUUACACCCCUGUUGUUACAACCCCCCACCCCAUGUAAACAACCCACGUGAAAGUGUUGACGUAUGUGUAUCGAUUACAUACAUACCACUACAACCGCUUGCGAGCACGCUAAAACGCAUUAGAUUCAGCCCAAUUGCAAAUAUGUAUAUUAUUAUAAGUUAUACAUGCUGUGCAAGCGCGGGAUGGUUCGUCUGAAAAUUGCAUACCCAGCUAACAUUAGCAAACAACUCGUAACACAAGUCAAUGUUAAGUCACGUGGUGCGAGUAGGGCGGCCAUCUUUCUCUUAAAACACAAACAACAAGAAUAGCGAGCAGACUUCUCGACUAGACAUCAACACGCAGCGACCGAAUUGAACACGACUGCAUGAGAGUAUCAAUACCAUUCUGUUGGAGGAGGAUGUUUACAGAAAGAGAAAGGAAACCAAUGCAUAUGAAUUAAAACCGAAGAUUGUACACAACAAAACGUAUUUGAAAAAUAAACUACAUUAAUUCAGAAAGCCGUUUGAAGGGAGGCGGACAGAAAUCAAAGGUGUCGUCACCUAGAGGGUCACAGUCAAGCCACCUUUCAAUUGGAGAGAGAACGACAGGAGAGAAGGAGGGAGAGUCGCAUCUGCUCCUGGCAGCUGUUCCAGCAGCCUGUUCUGUUUUCCCCUGCGUUUGGAUUUAAAUUGAGAAUAAUCUUUAUUUUUUAAUGUCAAAUGUGAUAUUACUGCUGUUGUCGUAAUCAUUAUUGUUACUAUCGAGUAUUUUAUUUUUGUUUUUCGUCAACUCGUUUUCGGAUUAUUGCAGUUUCUUUGUUCUUGUUUUUAUUUUUAAGACUUUUUUUUUCCCAGCUGUGAGCCGAGGCUUCUUCCAAACUGUCCUCAUAUCCAUACCAGUACUCUACCCCCCCAUACACACCUGAAACAGGCAGCUAUUCUCUAUCUCUGUGUGUGUUGGGGAGCUCUGUUACCACAGCUGUGUAAGCACCACUCAGCCUUCUCACCUAAGCCUAACUAAGCCAGUCCUAGCCUGAUCCAGCCAAGUCCAGCCUGGUCCACUCUUCUGGACAGGAUACUCAGCUCUGUGAAGACGUGAGGAAUAUGACUGCUGAGACACUUAACUUCGGCCCAGAAUGGCUCCGUGCACUAUCCAGUGGGGGGAGUGUGACGUCCCCCCCUCCUUCCCCCGCCAUGCCAAAGUACAAGCUGGCCGAGUAUCGCUACGGCCGGGAGGAGAUGUUAGCACUUUAUAUCAAAGAGAACAAGGCCCCAGAGGACAUGCAGGAUAAGGAGUUUGCUGCUAUUCUGCAAGAUGAGCCCAUGCAGCCGCUGGCACUGGAGCCUCUCACUGAGGAGGAGCAGAGAAACUUCUCCAUGUCUGUGAACAGCGUGGCUGUGAUGAGGCUCAUGGGUAAAGGAGGUGGAGUCGCCCCAGCGGGCGUGGCCCGAGGCAGAGGCGCCACACGAGGAGGAGGCCGAGGGCGAGGCCGAGGAGAGAGUGGAGGAUUCUACCAAAGAAGUAUUGAGGAGGGAGAGGUGGGCUUCGGCCGCGGAAACAGAGAAAUCUAUCGCAGCCAGAGCUGGGAUGACAGGGGCGAGAGGCGUUUUGAGAAGCCUGCGCGUGCCAGGGAGGGUGUACGUGUUGGAUUAGAGGAGGUGACGGGUGUCCCUGUGCCGGGGGUGCCGAGGAAGGACUACACACGGUCCGACAGUGAGAACUGGCGUACCCUCCGAGAGGAGCAGGAGGAAGAGGAGGGGGCCGACCCAGGAGGCAGCUGGAGACUGGCCGGAGCACGUAGAUUAGAUGACGGAGGUCCAAGGUCAGCAGGCUGGCGGGAGCAUGACGGUCCGGUUGAGGGGCGUCGCAGGAAGUUUGAGUUUGACUUCGGCGGAGGUCGCAAGCGGGCUGGGAGCGAGGGGUUAGAGGACGACAGAGACGGACUGCCUGAGUGGUGCACUGAUGAAGAGGAAGGAGAGAUGGGCACCUUUGACGCAUCCGGAGCCUUCCUCCCCCUAUCCAAGGAUGGGAAGGAUGAGGAGUUUGACUUCCAGGGGAUUGAGGAGGAGGAGGAAGAGGGGGAGAGCCUGUCUGACAUGGAGAGGAUCAUGAAUGGAGGACAGAGAGUUGACAUAAAGGAAUCAGCCAGUGAUGGGGAGGUGAAGAACAGAACCAGUCCCCCCUCCUCCUCUCCCCCUGCCCCUCCAGCCCUGGGCCUCAAUCCCCCCAUGCCCCAGCUCUCCCUCACCGUGGCCGAGCUGGAGGCCUCUCAGAUGGCCAACAGCCACCCUCUUCCUGUUCCUCUCCCUCUUCCUGUUCCUCUCCCUCUUCCUGCUCCUCUCCCUGUUCCUGUCCCUGCCAAGGCCAGCAAGAUGCCAAGUGAAGUAGUUCCUGAAGGAUCACCAGCAGGGGGCUCCAACACCCAGCAGAGUCACAGCACCACCUCCAGUCUGCCUCCACCCCCUCACUCCUCCUCCUCUGCUGCUACCCACCUCCCCCCGCCACCGGGGGGCGACACCGAGGACGACGAGGGCAUGAAGCACCUGCAACAGGAGGCAGAGAAGAUGGUGGCGUCCCUGCAGGACACGUCUCUAGAGGAGGAGGAGUGUUUUACCCAGACUCUGCAGGAGAGAAGAAACACAGCCUCCGCCCUGCCCCUCUCCCACGACGCAGCCAUGAAGUGGUUCUACAAGGACCCACAGGCAGAGAUCCAGGGUCCGUUCACCACCCUGGAGAUGUGUGAGUGGUUCCAGGCGGGCUACUUCUCCAUGUCUCUGCUGGUAAAGAGGGGCUGCGACGAGGGCUUCCAGCCGCUGGGCGACGUCAUCAAGAUGUGGGGGCGCGUGCCUUUCGCCCCCGGGCCCUCCCCGCCGCCCCUGCUGGUGAGACCUCCACCACCGCGCCCUCAGCCGCUGCCACCCCGGGGUCCUGCUGUGAGUGAGGGUAACAUGGAUCAGGAUCGUCUGAAGAAGCAGCAGCAACAGGACUUGGCAGCAGCAACCCUCUAUCAACAGCUCCAACAGCAGCAGCAGCUAUUCCAGCUCAUCAACAGGUGUGGAGAGCAGGGUAUGAUGCCUUCAGUGAACAGGUCGAUGUCAGUGCCAGAUACAGGGUCCAUGUGGGACAUGCAUACCUCAGCUUCACAGCAAUCAGGCGGUGAAGCCAGUUUAUGGGACUUAACAAUGAAUUCUUCAACUCAGGGUCCAACUCUCGAACAGCUUCAGAAGCUCCAGCAGGAGAGGAGGGAGGCUGAACUCAGGACGAAGCGCGAAGAGGAGGAGCAGCGCAAGAGGAGAGAGGAGAAAAGGAGGCAGCAGGAGGAGCAGAAGAGGAGGGAGGAGGAGGAGAUCUUCAGACGCAAACAGUGUCGCCAGCAGCAAGAGCUGAUCAUGAAGCUCCUUCAGCAGGCCCCCCAGCAGGGCUCAGGCUCCGGGGUGGGGUCUGGCUGGGGCACUGGGGGCCUCAACAAGCCAGGGGCCAAGGGCCUCAGUCUGCUGGACAUGCAGGAGGCCGAGAGGGUUCUCAAACAGCAGCAGAGAGCCCAGCAGCAACAGAGGGAACGCCAUCAAGGCCUGUCCAUGGGGGGUUCCUCCAUGGGUCAGUGGGGGGACGGAGGUGCUGUCCCAGGGGGCCUGUGGGGAGGCGGGGGGGGGAUGGAGGGUAAGACUGGGGGCGGAGGAGGGUCCGGAGGGGGCAUGGGUCUGUGGGAGGAGGCGGUGAAGAACCAGUCCAGAAGCGGCAGCAUGCAGGGUCUGAAGAACAGCCGCAGCAGCCCGUCACUCAGUGAGCAGUAUAUGUUGAGCCGUAGGAAGCAGCGUACGGAGGAGGAGGACAAGCUGCUGAAGCUGCUGCAGGGCAUCAAGACGCCUCAGGACGGAUUCACCACCUGGUGUGAACAGAUGCUGCAUGCCCUCAACACCCAAGCCAACAACACCUCCUCCCCACUGGACGUGUCCACCAUCGUGGCGUACCUGAAGGAGGUAGAGUCUCCAUACGAGGUGUUGGACUUUAUCUGCUCCUACCUGGGAGACACUAUGGAAGCCAAAGUGUUCGCCAAGCAGUUCCUGGAGCGCCGUGCCAAACAGAAACAGAACCAGAAGAGGCAGCAGGAGCAGCUAUCAAAGGAAGUAGCAGGGCUGACCAUGAACAACUUCCCUCUGCAGGACUCCAUGCGGGGGGUGAACCCCAGCGCCCUGCAGUCCGUGUUCCAGGCGGCCCACAUGGCUAAGGGAGGGAUGUACGACGCCCAGGGGGGCAUGAAGAAGAAGAAACAACCCGUGAUGCUGCAGUCUGACCCCAGCAUCCUAGGCUACUCAUUCCACAACGCGGGCGAGCGUCUGAGCCUGACUGAGAUGGAGAUGGUGGAGGAUUACUGAUCCAGAUCUGAUCAGCAGCGGCAAUAGCUACUACCUGAGGCCUUCUGUCUACUAAUCAGACAAACCUGAUGACGAAUGUGCACUGCUAGGGGAUGGGAGAGAGAGGGGGGGAGCUCGUAUGGGGACAGGAAGGAGAGGAUUGUUUCACUGCCUCCCCAGAAAAGAGCAGGGCUCCUCUCCUUCAAUCGUUCACUUGAGUUGGGAGCGGGAUGGGGUGAAAGCGGGAGUGAUGGGUAUCCCUUGGCACUUGUAAGACUAAGCACCUUAAACUGAACUAAUGCACUUUAUUAUUAAGAGGGGGUUGAAUCUUUUUUUGUUUUUGUUUUUACGAAUACAGAAUCAGUGUACGUACGGUGUGUGUGUGUAUUGAAUCUACAUGCGAUGCCGUACGUAUACAUGUGAAAAUCUGAACUGGAAGGGUGAGGUGUAUGAUUGGUGGGAUAGGCUCACUGGGAGGGGGAACUCAAAGGUAGAGGGGACCUUUAUUUUGAAACCUUAUCAGAAAAACCAAUCCUUUAAAGACAAACACUGUUGAUGUUUUUUUUUUAAGACAAUACAUUUAUAUAAAAAGUAAAGCUAUUACAAAAAAAUUGAUACAAAAAAACUUGAAGAUUUGCACUUGUGUUAAAAAAAGAAAGAUAAAACAAAAAACAAAAACAAAUGAGGUUAGGUAUAGAGAUUAAUAUUUUGUGUGUGUGAAUGUGUGAGGGCCGGUGUGUAUCAGAAACAUACUAGUCUGCACAAUGUAUAUAUUUUUUCCAUUGCUUACCAAGAUGUAUGAAAACACAACAGGCCAUUAUGUCAUUUGGUUCAAAUGAGAUUUUUUUUUUUUUCAUGAGUAGAAUGUCUGUCCUCUUCUACAGAGAGACUUUCUUUGUAUACUUGUGUGUGAGACAGAGAGAGGGGGCAAUCCCACAACACAUCCUUUCUCUCACCAGCUCUUCAUCCCCAGAUAGACGUAGUAGAAAUACAUACAUUUGUAGAGGAGGAUUAUGGCUUAUGUUGUUGACCACCACUUGUUUAUUUUUUUCUGGGGGUUUUUGGGGUACGGGUCUUCUCUCAGCCACAGUCUCUGAGCCUCUGUGAGGUUUCAAACAGACGGGUGAGGAUCUUUAGUGUGUGUGUGUGUGUGUGCGCACGCCUGUUUCUUUACUAAUCAUAGCAAAGAAGUGAUCCCUACAGGUACCCAUCUCUGUGUGAAUAUGCAUGCACAUUUUUGCCUUAGAACUCUGAAAGGGUGAAUGGGAGGGAAUGUUCAAUGGCCAUUGAGACAUUAACUACUUUUUGAGUGUACUGUUAUGUUAAAGGAGAAUUUAACUAUUUUUAGGGACUUCAUCUUUAUUUUUGAUGUAAAUGGCAUGUUAUAUAUAUUUUUUGCAAUUUCACUUGGUUUUGAGAAACUUACACCAGCAGCGAUUUGACUUCCUGAGCCUCAUUCUGGAGUUCCAGGGCAUCCAAAAAAAAUGAACAAAGUCUCCAAAAACACCCAAAUAUGUCCUUUUACAAAUGUGUCCUUUUCUCAGUAUCGUGAUGCAGGUCUUUUAGAUGCUGUACACAUGAAAGUGUCAUUCCAAACUUUAUUCACAAUGUUAUAAUCCAUUUUGUGGAACUCAAGCGAUAUUGGCAUGCAUGCGUGUACUUCCUUGUUCCCAAUUCCUCUCGCUACUGUGCGCUACAGGUAACUACAAAAAUAAAGCAAACACUUGAGUAAAUGAAGCUUUUCUGGCGGCUCGUGGUGGCCCAACACCCUAUUAAGACACCAUGUUGGUGUUUUCUUUAUUUUUAUACCUGUAGCUAGUUACUUUGUCUGUACACGCAUGCAAGCGCAGGAAAUUGUGGCUCGCGUUCCACAAAAUGGAUUAUGACGUUGCGGAUAAAGUUAGGAAUGACACAUUUUCAUGUGUACAGCAUCUAAAGACCUGCAUCAAGAUACAGAGCUUUGCUGUUUGUAAAAGGGGGUGUUUUGGAGACUUUGUUCAUGUUUUUUGGAUGCCCUGGAACUCCAGGCUCAGGAAGUCAAUCCCUGCUGGGGUAAGUUUUUCAAAACCAAGUGAAAUUGCAAAAAGAAGUGUCAGGAAACCUUCUAGAACAAAAUAAAGAUUAGGUUCUUAAUUAAAUUCUCUUUUAAGCGCUCUGCACGGUCAAUGUGCAUGUCAGUCGUAUAUCUUAAUAUUUCUAGUAUAGCCUGGGGAUGAUGAUGAUUCUUUGCAAGGUUAGUUCGGUUUAGCUUUCCUGGGAUGUGAUCACGUUGCCUUGUCGGCUCUCUUUAACUUGCGUGUGAAAGAUGUUGAGUUUCAGAUUCUGCUCAAAACAAUUGGCAUCAAACUGUCUGUGUACAGGAUGGUGCACAAAAUGUUAGCAUAUUCUUGUUACUUAUUAAUUGUUGUUACUAUUGAUGGUGGUGACAUUUCUUUUUUUUCUGAAUAUAAAUGAACAUUUCUAUGAAUAUAUAUAUAUAUAUAUACAAAGAAAAAAAAAAAGUAUUUGGACUAAGAUUAUGAUGAGCACUUGGGGCUGCUAUUUUAUGUUAUUUUAUCAUUACCGCCAUGUGAAGUGCGUUUGUUAUUUCUUUCUUAAGAAAACAUUGAAUGUAUUCCCCCCUCCAAAAAAAAAGACAAGAAACCGUGAUGAUACCGGAUAUUUUCCUCACAAUUUCAACAACAACAAAAAAACUCAGAUUGAAGAGGUCUUUCCUCUUUUCUUUGUUUACACAGAGGAAGAACUCGGGAUGGCUACAGUUGAUCCCGCUGCCUCCGCAAUCCUGUUCUUACGAAAACAAUAUUACUAUGAAAAAUAAAGAAGACUCUUUUUUCUAUUCCUUACUGGAGUUUGGUUGUUUACAAAACACACAGAUUUCUGUGGGUGCAGUUUUUUUUGUGUAGGGGUGGGGUUUUGCAAGUGUGCUUUUGCAAUAUGGACAUUCAUUGGCGUACAUUGUUUUUGGCGGGGAGGAGGAAUGACAUCACAAUGUGACGGACAAUAUCCUUGCCCUUUGACCCUUAAGUGGGCGUGGCUCUUUGGAACUGACUGAUCCUCAAGGAGCGUAGGAGAAAGAAAUCAACAACAAGAAAAUUGUAUUUUGUUGGUUUUGGGGGAGUUUAUUAGUGUGGCUUCUGGUUUCAUUUUUUAUUUUAUUUUUUUAUUUACUGCAUAUAUUGAAAGGAGUAGAAAGCUUUAUAAAAAAAAGCAGAGCACAGCAGAGGAGUUUUUGGUACUUCGAACACUAAACAACAAUAUCAUCGCUUUAAUACAACAAAAUUGCCCUGGAGUGAAACUAUGGAGUUUCAUUUUUUUUAUCCACAAAAGUAAAAGAAACAAAGAUGGACAAACCUGUGAGGGGUGGACAAGAAUAAAGGGAAUUUGAAGAUUUUGUAAAACUGUACAUACACAUGACGUUGACCUCAAAUCUACCAUUUCAUUUGAUUGGACUGUGCAGGCAGAAUUUGUUCCUUUUUAUUAUAAUUUUUUAAAAGGGGGCUCAGGGUGUGCAGUGGGAGUGUAUUAACCCUGCAAUGAGGGGAAAUGGAAGGGUACUAGUACUGAUCCCUGGGGGACACCCCUCAACACUCACACCCUGCCCUGACACUCACUAUGCACUUUCAAACUGAGGUUCCAUCACAUUUGGGACGGGAGCACAGAAAUAUUAUAGUACAAAGGGAGGGUUGGAAAAUGUAACUUUAUGAGUUUAGUUAACCAUCUCACUGAAAAAAAAGAGAUUCAAACCGAAACGAAAGACUUAGGAACACACCUUCUUCCUCCUGUACAUAACCAUAUUUUUGUAUGACCUUUUUUAGAAAAUCACUUGGCGAAAACUACAAGGCUUGAUUUAAAAAACAAA
Messenger RNA from Coregonus clupeaformis (lake whitefish), 8466 nucleotides. RefSeq names its product GRB10-interacting GYF protein 1. NCBI's taxonomy places the organism in Eukaryota, Metazoa, Chordata, Actinopteri, Salmoniformes, Salmonidae. Bases 1356 to 4628 code for a protein of 1090 amino acids. Gene Ontology annotation, biological process: insulin-like growth factor receptor signaling pathway. The transcript has 25 exons. The record is from RefSeq and is a predicted model, not a curated record. Gene Ontology annotation, molecular function: protein binding.